Populus nigra (black poplar) is the source of this 2113-nucleotide messenger RNA. RefSeq names its product PI-PLC X domain-containing protein At5g67130-like. The record is from RefSeq and is a predicted model, not a curated record. Gene Ontology annotation, molecular function: phosphoric diester hydrolase activity. Bases 861 to 1961 code for a protein of 366 amino acids. Lineage: Eukaryota; Viridiplantae; Streptophyta; Magnoliopsida; Malpighiales; Salicaceae. Gene Ontology annotation, biological process: lipid metabolic process. The transcript is spliced from 10 exons.
AAAAAAGAGAUCUGAAUAUUGAGAGAACAAACCGUGAGAGAGAAGGGGAGAAAGAAGAAGAAGAAGAGAAAAGAGGGGAAAAUAAGGGAAAAGGAAGAGAUUGGAAGAAAUAAGUUUAAAGAUAAUCCUGAUAUUCUACCGGCGGGACGUCAGUAGGAUUUUCUUCUAUAUCAGCUUUGAGUUUUGUUGCUUUUGAGUCAGGCUUAUAGCUUGAUAGCAGGUCAUUUUGUUGGACCUUCAGAACCUGCUUUUUGGUUGUACUUUGUACCUUUCCUUUAUGUCUAGUUAGUGCUCCAAAACUCUGAACUUUUAUAAACUUUUGUAUUAAGACAAUUCAAUUAUAUUAUGAAAUUGAUUUUGUUAUUAAUGUUGUGUUGAACUCUGAUUGAGUUAGGAUAAGUUUGUGUGUAAGUUUGGGUUCGCAUAGGCAUGGAACCUUGGAGGGGAACCUUGCCUAUGUGCCGGCCAUGGAUCCGGGGAUCGGGUCGUGAUAAAAUGUGUGGUUAAUUAAUUAGAUAGGUACAGAUUUUAUUUAGAGGCCAAUAAGGUGACUUUCAAUUUACCGUAGAAGGCACCUUUUUCCCAUAUUUCAACAUCAUUCUCCUUGAAUAGACCAACUCCUCAUCUGUCUUGUUCCCAGCAGAGUUUUGUGAAGUUUCCUUUGUUUUCUCAGCCAACAAACAGGAAAAGUUCACGUUAAUCUGUCAUCCAUGGAAAAAUCGAACACACAAAAUCCAUGGUUUCAAUGACACUUGAAAUACAUAGAGUACUAAAUAUUACUUGCACGGAUAUAUGUCCUGCCUCUUUACAUUCCUUUAUUCUCCUAUAAUAGUUGUACAUCCUUUCGUUUCCCUGGCAACAUGGGCUUUUCUCAGAACUUGUUUUUGAUCAUCACAGCUUUAGUGGUCCUUGCUGAUGUUGCUACAGCCUGCUCCAAUGGACAAUGCAGGAUACUUGAUGGAUGCUCAUCCAACCAAGAUUGUGAAGCUGGGCUCUAUUGUUCCUCUUGCCUGGUAGGAUUUUCAGGUUCUAGAUGUGUAAGAUCAACCAUCACAAACCAAUUCAAGCUUCUGAACAAUUCUUUGCCUUUCAACAAAUAUGCAUUUUUGACAACCCAUAAUGCAUAUGCUAUUGAUGGAUACCCUUCUCACACCGGAGUCCCUCGAAUCACAUUUACCAAUCAAGAAGACAGCAUCACAGAGCAGUUAAAUAAUGGAGCUCGAGCCUUGAUGCUUGAUACCUAUGAUUUUCAAGGAGAUGUAUGGUUAUGCCAUUCAUUUAAAGGACAAUGUUAUGAUUAUACCGCAUUUGGUCCAGCAAUUGACACCCUAAAGGAAAUUGAAGCUUUCUUAGCAGCAAAUCCAACAGAAAUUGUUACAUUAAUCUUAGAAGAUUAUGUUCAAGCCCCAAAUGGACUGACCAAGGUCUUCACUGAUGCUGGGUUAAUGAAAUAUUGGUUUCCUGUGGCAAAAAUGCCAAAAAAUGGUCAAGAUUGGCCAUUAGUUAGUGACAUGGUCCAGAACAACCAAAGGCUACUUGUUUUCACUUCAAUUCAAUCCAAGGAAGCAAGUGAAGGCAUUGCUUACCAAUGGAAUUACAUGGUUGAAAAUCAAUAUGGGGAUGAUGGCAUGAAAGCAGGAAGCUGUGCUAACAGGGGAGAGUCACCUCCUCUUGAUGACAAGAGUAGAUCUUUGGUGUUGGUAAAUUACUUUAGAUCUAUCCCCAUGAAGGAACUCUCUUGUGAAGAUAACUCGGGGAAUCUCAUAAACAUGCUUCAUACUUGUGAUGGGGCUGCUGCCAGCAGGUGGGCAAAUUUUGUUGCUGUGGAUUAUUACAAGAGGAGUGAAGGAGGAGGAUCAUUUCAAGCCGUGGACCUGCUAAAUGGGAAGCUAUUGUGUGGGUGUGAUGAUAUCCAUGCAUGUGUGCCUGGAUCGACUUCAGGAGCCUGCACUCCCUACUAGCAUUGACAGUCAUCCACAAUACAAUAGAUUAGGGAUUUGGGAGAUUUUUAUUUUGUAAUAAAAUUAAUCCAAUUGUACUUGAGAAAACGGUAAACAUUCUGUAGCUGCAGUGGUGAUCAAAGAAACUUACUCCAAGAAUUUACGGCCUCAAA